GAGUCUAGUAGGUGGCAGUAAUGCAACGUUUAUUGGAUGCCAACCGCGGUUAAACCUAAUCGAAGAAGAAGUAGCAGCUAGGCUUCAGGGAAUCACUACGUUUCAUAGUGAAGGAGGCUUACUGAUUUCACAUCAAAAUGAUGACAUUUCUACCUAAACUGCUUUUGCUAGUAUUACUAGCUUUCCCGGCAACGAUUAUCAUGAAAGGGCCAUUGGUGGCAGCCCAGGAUGCUACUGAGGACGAGGAGGCGGCUGAUGAAGAUGCUGUGGAUGAUGUUGACGUGAACGCAGAGGAUGAGGAUGACGAGGCCGAAGUUGAAGAUGAUGAAAAUACGGAAUUGACAGAAGAAAAAGAGGAAGAGGAGGAGGAAGCCGUAGGAGGAGAUGUGAAAGCCUCCCCCAAUGCUGACACCACCAUCCUCUUCGUCAAGGGAGAUGACUUCCCAGCUAACGACAUUGUGAAGUUCCUGAUGGGCUUCACCAACAAAGGCAGCGACAACUUUGUGGUGGAGUCGCUGGACGCAUCUUUCCGCUACCCGCAGGACUUCCAGUUUUACAUCCAGAACUUCACAGCCCUGCAGCUGGGCAUAGUGGUGCCUGCCGGGCGCCAGGCCACAUUUGAGUACUCUUUCAUCCCUGCCGAGCCCAUGGGCGGGCGCCCCUUCGGCCUGGUUAUCAACCUCAACUACAAGGACAGCAACGGUAACUUGUUCCAGGAUGCUGUGUUCAACCAGACAGUGACCAUCACCGAGAGAGAGGACGGACUGGAUGGAGAGACGAUCUUCAUGUAUGUGUUCCUGUCUGGUUUGGGUCUGCUGGUGGUGGUAGGCCUUCAUCAGCUGCUAGAGUCCAGAAAGAGGAGGCGGCCAGCUGCCAAGGUGGAGAUGGGCACUUCUAGCCACAACGAUGUGGACAUGAGCUGGAUUCCCCAGGAGACCCUUAACCAGAUCAUGCAGAGUCGGCGAGACAAGGCUUCCCCCAGACGAUCUCCCCGCAAGCGGACACAGAAGCGCUCUGCUGGUUCGGACGAGUGAUGGGCCCCCACCGCCCAGUUCUGCCAGUCGCGCCUGACGCAGCCAUAGCGCCAACCUUGUCAGCCAGGGAGAGGCAACAGCCAUCUCUCACCACAAAAUCUCUUCACAAGAGGCCGGUUUCUACCGCUAAACUAGACAAUAAAUACCAAACGGACCCAUUUUUAUUUUUAUUUUGUUGAGGCGUUAUCACAGGUAUUGUGGUGAAGAAAUGGUUUUGAGUAAGUUUUUGUGAAGAUUAAAGUCUUGAAAAAUGGAGGGGAUAUUAGAGCUAGGGAAAUGAUAGUGGGGGAUGAUAUACCAUGUUUUUUUUCUUUUAGGUAAUUUUUCGGUUGUGACUGUCUUUCAUUUUUUUACCUGUGGAUAUCUUUUUGAGGCAGAAUAGUUUGUUUUUGGUAUUCCGGAGAGCCAUGAUUACACACACCUGGUCUGUAAAAAAAAUAUAUAUAUAAUGUUUUGCACUGGUUAAUAUCUACACAUUUGUGUUUCUGUCACAUUGUUCUCUGCUGCUUCGUGGCACAGAGGAUGGCCGGCUUCGAAUCUUGUCAUUUGAAGUGCACUGCAAUGUUUGGCCAUCUUUCACGGCUUGGAUGAUUCGGUGAAGACAUGAGGACACAUUUGUCCUCAAUGUGCCUGUAAAAAAAAAAACUUUAAAAAACAAACAUGUUUUGUGUCAUUUACUGUAAAUUUGCAUUCUUUAUAUUCCAAGGCUUGAUUUAUUUCAUCUACACCUAUGAAUUAAGUAUUUAAUUUUUUAAUCUGAGGAUCUGAAUACAGCACGUGUGUGUGUGUGUGUGUGUGUGUAUACUGAUGAGUGCCCUGCAAAGCUAAUUUACCAUCUUUCUGUUGUGUGAUUCAUGGAGCUUUUUAAUGACCAUUUGAGAAUAGAUGGAUCCCAAAUAAUUUUUUCCCCCUCUGCAUAUGAACUUGUAAUGAAAACAUAUUGUAGCAACAACAAAAGAAUUUUUUUUACAGCGCAGUAUGAAUGUGUUCAUUUUGGACACUGGUGCAGCUUGAUGUAGAAAACAGAAAAUUAAAGUGGAGAUGUAUGUG
Molecule: messenger RNA, 2084 nt
Organism: Oncorhynchus nerka (sockeye salmon)
Lineage: Eukaryota; Metazoa; Chordata; Actinopteri; Salmoniformes; Salmonidae
Product: signal sequence receptor, alpha
Exons: 9
Coding region: 138-1034 (298 amino acids)
Cellular component (GO): endoplasmic reticulum; endoplasmic reticulum membrane
Source: RefSeq, a predicted model, not a curated record